UCUGAUGGGAACGAUGGAGUUUCCAAAUGUUCAUAGUGCAGUUGCUCUAGAAAUGCUUCUUGUAGUCCACUCUGAGAAGAGACAUACCAAGCCUGUAUGGAAGCUGCAGGAAGACAAAAAGGGGGGAAGCAAAACCACAGGCUGUGCUGUUCGGAAGCAACAAGUCAUUACACCCUGUUCACCUCAAGGAACCCAGGUGACAGUAGAAGUUCAUAGUAGCAAUUCUACCCCACUGUUAUUCAAGAAGCUCUCCUCUGGGAAAGGUUUUCAAGUGAAUGGGAAAGGCAGACCCCGCCCACCUGGACUGAAAGACCAGCAUGCUUAUCCAUGGGACAACUUGUGCUUAAAAUCCAUGCCUUUGGACCUGAAGCAGUUUGAAAAAUUGGAUGCAUAUGCAAAAAAGGUGACUGCCAAGAGAAGUGUGGAAGAGUUAGUGCAAACCUUGCUCCGUGUAGCACAUACUGAUCUGGAGAAAGUUAGGGCCAUUUGGAUGUGGAUAUGCCACCACAUUGAAUACGAUGUUGUAGGUUUCCAUAAUAAAGAGAAUCAGUCUUACAAGCCCCAGGAUGUCCUUCAGAGUGGAAAGAGCAUUUGUGAGGGAUACGCUGGGCUCUUUGAACAAAUGUGCAGCAUUGCAGGGGUACACUGCAUGAAUUUAUCUGGUUAUUCCAAAGGCUAUGGCUACAGAAUGGGGCAGACCUUUGAAGGAGCGUACGACCAUGCCUGGAAUGCAGUUUACCUUGAUGGAAGGUGGCAUUUGGUGGACAGCACUUGGGGCAGUGGCUCGGUUGAUGACUGUUGCAGCAAGUUUACCUUCAGAUAUGAUGAACUUUAUUUCCUCACCCACCCUGCCCUCUUUAUUAAUAAUCAUUUUCCAGACAACAACAACUGGCAGCUACUUAAACCAACUGUGGCAUUAAAAGAGUUUGAAAAUAACAUGCUGUACAAGAGCGACUUUUACAAGAUGGGAUUGCUGGUGGCCCAUCCAGAAACACCAAUUAUUCAUACAGUAAAUGGAAAAGUCACAGUAGUGGUGGAGAGCUGUUCCCCAAUGCUGUUCAUGUUUGAACUGAAAGGGACAAAGGAAUAUAGCUUGAUGACUCUGAAGAGGAAUGGGAUGAAUCUGGAACUAUACCCACAGAAGAUGGGAAGUCAUAAACUGCAGAUCUAUGCCAAACCACCCAAAGGCUCUGAAGAAGUUUACAUCUGCGUCCUAGAAUACAACAUUGAAUGCAGCUCUGUAGACAGGAAUGUUUGUUUCCCAAAGGAACUCCAUCAACCAGUUGGGCCUAGCUGGUUCACAGAGAGACAAGGGAUCCUCAGACCUUCACAAAAAGGUCCAGUUAUUCAUACUAAUGAUGGCUGCUGCGACCUCAGCUUCAUCCUUAGUAAAGACUUGAGCAUUUUAGCCUCACUGCAUUCAGACAGUGUAAGCCUCAGUGAGGAUGUGGGAAGACGGCAUAUCUUACAACAAUGCCAAGGAAACCAAAUAAACUUUAAGAUCCAUCUUCCGCAUGCUGGGAAUUUUGCUUUCAAAAUCUUUGCUAAGAAGAAGUCAGAUCCUGGUAACUAUAACUAUAUCUUUAAUUACCUCAUCUGUUGCCCAAACACUAAGGUCAAAUGGCCAAUGUUCCCUCAGAAUUACAGCAAGUGGGCAGAAAGCUAUGAACUAGUGGAACCUCUAGCUGCAUUGCUACCAGCCAAUCACAACAUCAAGUUCAAACUUAAACUUCACAGCAUUGCCAAAGCAUUUGUUCAAUGUGAAAAAACCUGCCCCUUGUCUCUUAGUAAGGACGGCUACUGGGAGGGAUCCUGCAACACUUCUGGAUGCACAGAGAUAUAUGUGAUGGUGUUGGAGAAUGCUAACCACAAAUUUUACUCACAUAUUUUGAAAUAUGAAGUUGAGUCACAGUAAUAGGCCACUUGAACCUUUCUCAUCUGCCCACAUGCACAAUAUGUGAUCUAUUUAUAAUCCAUUCAACUCUGAAUAAUUUAUUUCAUGCUGUUGGAUGACAAUAUUCAUCCUACUGAAGCAGCAGCAAAACAAUUUAAUUUGAUCAACCUCCAUCCCCUGAGACUUUUCACUGAUAUUAUAUGAUGUGUGAGGUUUAUAUAAAAUAUAAGUUAUAAAAUAUAAGUCAUAAAAAAAAUUAGGCAAACCUUUUCCAUGUUAAUAAUUUCAGCAUAGCAAAAUCAUUUAGGCAUAUAAAGAGGCAUUUAAACACACAUCUUCUCACAUGCCUUGCCAUAAUUUUGUGAUGUGACUGAUUCUGAAAGUAUAUGUUCAACAUUAUCAUGUGUAACAAAGGAGCAUUCUAGAACUCAUGUUGGGCCAAGGGAGAAAAAGACCCACAUUUUUGACUGUUGAUGCAAGAGUGGCUAUAGAAUUUGAAGAAACAUGAAAAAGAAACAUGUUUUUACAAGACUAUAAUGUAAGCUUUCUUGUGUACACUUCAUUGUCUUACAAAUAUAAAACAGUACUGAGAAGUUUUACACCAGAUCUUAAAUGCAAUUAAAUGCUAGUUUUUAUUCACUGGGCUGUAGCACCCAACUAACAUUUUUAAUAAGAAUCACCUAUCUCUAUGUAAACUAUUUAAAAAAUUAUUUGCUUUGGGGAAUGCUACUUCAUGAACUACAGCCUGACACUGAAGCACCUGAGAAUAACCCAAGACAAACUUGAUCAGUACGCAAUUAAACAAAUACAUGUAGUUAUUGAAACAG
Molecule: messenger RNA, 2721 nt
Organism: Candoia aspera
Lineage: Eukaryota; Metazoa; Chordata; Lepidosauria; Squamata; Candoiidae
Gene: KY
Product: kyphoscoliosis peptidase
Exons: 10
Coding region: 5-1915 (636 amino acids)
Biological process (GO): neuromuscular junction development; muscle organ development
Cellular component (GO): cytoplasm
Source: RefSeq, a predicted model, not a curated record